Morchella importuna is the source of this 2076-nucleotide messenger RNA. RefSeq lists its product as uncharacterized. Gene Ontology annotation, biological process: L-arabinose metabolic process. Lineage: Eukaryota; Fungi; Ascomycota; Pezizomycetes; Pezizales; Morchellaceae. The transcript is spliced from 12 exons. The coding region runs from base 1 to 2076 and encodes 691 amino acids. The record is from RefSeq and is a predicted model, not a curated record. Gene Ontology annotation, molecular function: alpha-L-arabinofuranosidase activity.
AUGUACUUGCAUCAAUUGGCUGCGCUGCUCGCACUCAUCGCUGCGCCGGCAUUGGGCCAGACCGUGACGCCUGUCCAUCUCAAGAUCAACACCGAAGACACAGCAGCCAGGAACAAGACCGCGCCGAACCUGUAUGGGCUGUUCUUUGAGGAUAUCAAUCACUCUGGUGAUGGUGGAAUCUACGCCGAGUUGAUCCGCAACAGGGCUUUCCAAGGCUCUGGGGUGAAGCUCCUCAACAGCGGGUCAACCCCGUAUCCAUAUGGUACACAGGAAGCAGAUAUCCCUUACGGCCCAAACCUAGACGCAUGGCGUGCAAUUGGAGAUGUCAGGCUCUCCAUUGAUCUGCUGAACCCCCUUUCAGACGCACUACCGGCUGUCCUGAGGGUAGAUGUGGGGAGCAGUGCCACCGGCGAAGUCGGGUUCAUGAAUGAAGGCUACUGGGGCAUGGACGUACGUCCGCAAAAGUACGCUGCCUCUUUCUACGUCAAGCCCUGGGAGCAGUACUACAGCGGUGCCCUCAGCGCCUUCAAGCUCUCGCUGCGCUCCAACCUCACAGACGAUGUAUGGACCACCACUGAGAUCCCUAUCACGGGCAAGCUGGAUACGUUCGACUACACCAAGCUGGAGGCCACGCUGGCGCCGGAGGUCGCAGCGCCGAGUAUCAAUAACUCGUUUGCGAUCACCAUGGAUGCGGCCGAGGUCAAGGGGCAGACGUUCUACUUCUCGCUGGUCUCGCUGUUCCCGCCGACGUUUAAGGAUCGGCCGAAUGGCAUCAGGAAGGAUCUGGCGGAGGCGCUGAAGGGGCUGGAUCCUAAGUUUUUGAGGUUCCCGGGGGGAAAUAACUUGGAGGGCUUCUCAAUCCAAACCCGCUGGAAGUGGAACGAGACAAUCGGCGACCUACGCUACCGUAAGGGCCGUGUCGGACAGUGGGAGUACUUCAACACCAAUGGUCUCGGCCUACUCGAGUACUUUGACUUCUGCGAAGACAUGGAGAUGCAGCCCCUCCUCACUGUCUACGCCGGCUACACUCUCGCACCCAAUGGGCGUAAUCCUGCCUCUACGGUGCCCCGCGAGCACAUCCAGCCCUUCAUCGACGAGGUGCUCGACGAGCUCGAGUACAUCCUCGGCGACGCCCGCACGCCCAUGGGUGCAUUGCGGGCAUCGCAUGGACGCGCUGAGCCUUAUAAGUUGGAGCUGGUCGAGAUUGGCAAUGAGGACCAGUUCUCGGGAGGGAGCUAUAAUUGGAGAUUCCCAAUGUACUAUGAGCAGCUUAAGGCAAAGUAUCCGGAUAUCACGUUCAUUGCUACGGCGGGCCCGGAUAUCACGCCGAAGAUGGAGAUCCCGGCGGGGGAGAUGUGGGAUCCACAUUAUUACCAGACGCCGCAGUUUUAUAAAAACAACUUCGGCCUCUACGAUAACUUUGGCGUCAGCUCGUACCAGAACGUAACGAUAUUCGUCGGCGAAUACUCUGUCCUCUCAGUCGACAGCUCCUCCGGCAGCGUACAAUGGUCCGGCCCCGGGCGAAUCGUCUACCCCACCCUCGAUGCCGCCAUCGGCGAAGCCAUUUUCGGCAUCGGCAUGGAGCGCAACCCCAACACCGUCAAACUCUCCUCCUACGCACCGCUGUUCCAGAACUACAACUCCUACCAAUGGACGCCCGACCUCAUCAGCUUCUCCGCCGACCCCAACCAAACCACCCUCUCCGCCAGCUACUACCAACAAAAGCUCUUCUCGCACCACCGCGGCACCGAAACCCUCCCCAUCACGCCCCUCUCCGGAACCUUCAACCCCCUCUGGUGGGCCGCGCAACAUGACGGCGGGCGAGACGUGAUAUACGUCAAGCUCGUCAACGCCGCCAACUCCGCCGUACCCCUAACGCUCGAGUUCGACCGUGCCAUCACAGGCGUCAACGGCACAAUCCUGACGCACGACGUGCGCAACGGCUUCAACUACAUCACCAACCAGACGGCCAUCUCGCCGCGGGCGCUAGAGCUCGAUGAGGUCGAGGCGGGCGCGAGCGAGUGGGCGUGGGAGGUGCCGAAGGCGAGUAUUGUCGUUUUGGAGUUUUCGUCGUAG